AUGACGCGAAGCUUUAGGGUCGAAUGGACAGACGGCAGAAAGAUGGCGGAUGACAAGAGCAAUAGCAUAGGCAAUCAUUCCGCUAAUAAACGCCUCUGGAGCCCGUCCGUGCGGGGACCGGCUCUCAUCUUUAUCUGUGCCCUGUUGGCGGAGCCCGCGCGAGCCACCACGCACUGGGUGGUGACGGAGGACGGAAAAAUACAGCAGCAGGUGGACUCUCCUCUUAACUUGAAACAUCCCCACCAUUUAGUUCUUUUCAUGCAGCAAGAGACCCGUGUGAACUACCUCAAGAAGUUAGAGAAGCAGCUAGUUGCUCAGAAGAUUCACAUUGAAGAGAACGAGGACCGGGAUACUGGUUUAGAGCAGCGACAUUAUAAAGAAGAUGCGGACUGCGUCACAGCUAAAGUUCCUCUGGGAGACUUGGAUCUUUAUGAUGGCACGUUUAUAUCCUUGGAAAGCAAAGACAUAAAUCCGGAGCAUUUCUUGGAUCUGAUGUCAGCUCUGACUCCAGACCUGGAAAAACCUGACUGCGCAAAACUUCUCGACCUCCCUUAUAGCAUUCAUGCAUUUCAGCACCUUAGGGGUGUGCAGGAGAAGGUGAACCUCACAUCACCUUUGCUUUCAAAGGAUGACCCAAUCUUUACCUCCUUGUCUCUUAAACUGGGGCAGAGUGUGGAUGAGGUUGGGCAUCGGAUACACCAAGCCCUCCUAAAAAACUCCUCCUCAUGGGUGCUUUACAACUUGGCCUCGUUCUACUGGCGGAUAAAGAAUGAUCCCAGGCGAGCUGUGGACUGUGUGGUCCGUGCCCUCCAUUUUUCUCCAAGGCAGCACAAAGAUGUUGCUCUCGUCAAUAUGGCGAACGUACUUCACAGAGCACAUUUCUCAGCUGAUGCAGCCAUCCUUGCCCACGCGGCUCUGGAUCUCACCACCGAUCUACUUACCAGCCAUUACACCCUGGGCAACAUUUAUGCUAUGCUGGGGGAGUAUAAUCACUCAGUGCUGUGCUAUGAGCAGGCUCUGCAGGCUCAGCCAGGCUUCGAGCAGGCCCUGAGGAGGAAACAUGCUGUCCUCUGUCAGCAGAAGCUGGAGCAGCGGCUCGAGGCUCAACACCGGUCUUUGCAGCGCACCCUGAAUGAACUGAAGGAGUACCAGAAGCAGCACGAUCAUUAUCUGCGACAGCAGGAGAUGCUGGACAAGCACAAGCUCAUUCAGGAGGAGCAGAUCCUGCGCAACAUCAUCCACGAGACCCAGAUGGCUAAAGAGGCACAACUGGGAAAUCACCAAAUGUGUCAUUUGGCCCAACAGAAGUUCACAUUGCACUGCCCGUUUGACUUGCCUGUACGCUAUCAUCGUGGAGAACUGUUUGAAAAUGUCCACUAUAUUCAGUUUGGCGAGGAGGUGUCAGUAGCCAGCAGUGUUGCUCUGGUGUCGGAGUUGAGUGUAAAUGAGAGUCACAGUCCUCAGCAGUCCUACACUGUGUCUUUAGGACGGGAGCCUGCAGCCCACUGGGAUAAAGAGACCACCACCACUGAUGAGAGUCGGACAGUGCUUUGGCCCAGGAGGUCAGACUGUGCACAGCGGUUUCCCACAAUCCCCCCUGCUUACCUCCUUCCCACCUAUUACCUGCCACCUGAAUCCCGCAACCUUAAGGCUCUGAAUAUCCUCUUGGACAACAUAAGCCCUCCACCAUCGACAAAGAUGCCAGAUUGCAGUUUAAAGAAUGUGGUCGGCAAUAGAGACCCGCUGGACUCUAUGUCUUGGGCCUUGGAAAAAGAGCUGCGUGACCCACAGGCUGCAGAGGUGCUGCUGAAGCGCAGUGGUGGGAGGAGUUUGGAGCAAACUGGAGCACUGAUUGCUCAGGCUCUGGAGAAGAUGAGUGGCCCGCGGUGGAUGAUGCAGAACGAGGCAGGUCUUUUCUGGCGUGCUAAAGGAAAUGGCACACAAGCUUUGGUGUGUUUGCGUCAGGCUCUUCAUUCUGCUCCUCCUCAGCACAGAGACCUGCCUCUGGUCAACACUGCUAAUCUGCUGCUGCACUACGGCCUGCACAGCGAAGCCCAUGAGCUGCUGCAACAGGCCCUGCAGAUCAACCAAUCAGAGCCUCACACCCUGUUAAGUCUGGUCAACGUUCACCUCUCUCAGGGAAACCUGACUGGCGCUUUGGCUGUGUUUCGUCAGGCCCUGACUCUAAGCAUUCACUGUGGCCAGUGUCGGGCCAGCCUGCCUCUAAUGCGCUGCCUCCAGUUUUACCCCUUACUCUACAACCUCCAGCACCAGGCCUGUUCAACUGGUGGAGCCUGUGAGGUGGAGGAAGACUCAGAGCUGGAGGACUGGGACACGGGCAGUAGCAGCGGCAGGCAGGAGGUCUGGGACAGUGAUGCCAUGCCUGUGUCUGCUUUAGAAGACUCGCUCCUCUUUGAGAAGGUGGUGGUGGACAGUAAUGGCUCUGGGGAGGCCAGUGGACAGGAUAGGACCCGAGAGCCAAAGGCUGAAGGGGGGGAAGAAGAAGAGCAGGACUGGCGUCUGAGAGAAGAGCUGAUUGGAGCUUUUGAAGGGGCUCUGGACAUGAACGGGAAGACAGGGGAUCUGCGGGGCAUCCGUGUGCUGAAAAAUGACAGGGUCAUGGGGGCGAGAGGGGGAGGGCCCUGCUUCGGCAACUGUGAGGAUGAUGAGGGAGCUGAAUGGAUUACAUUCCAGGUGAAACGAGUAAAAAAGCCUAAAAGUGAUGCGUCAGAAGGUUGGGUGGGAGAAGGAGACGUUCGUCAGACUGAACCAACAGCGAGCAACUCCAUCCUUGAGAUCAGUGGACCCACAAUCCCCUCACCCGGACCCUCAGAGAGGUGGAAGGACUACAGCAGCCUGGGUUGGCCUGGUCCUGAGGAGUGCCAGCGCACACGUCGUGUGGACCUCACCACUGUGGCGAGCACCUGGCUGGCAGUUUCUGCAAAGAACAUUGACAUCACAGAGCACAUCGACUUCGCCACUCCGCUCCAGGAGCCAGCGGUGGAGCCCGUGUGUAAUGCCAACCUCCCUGCAAGCAUGCACACACUUGACCACCUGAGCGGGGUCGCCAACCGCGGAGGCAUUCACUACACUGGAGAGAGUCAGCUCAGAGAGGUAUUGCAGAAUCUGGGAAAAGAUAAAUUUCCCUCACAGUCUUUUGAACAAGUGGGAACACGUAUUGCUAAGGUGUUGGAAAAGAAUCAGACGUCCUGGGUUCUGUCCAGUAUGGCAGCGUUGUACUGGAGGGUGAAAGGUCAGGGGAAAAGAGCCAUCGACUGCCUGCGCCAGGCUCUGAACUACGCUCCUCACCACAUGAAGGAUGUGCCUCUCAUCAGCCUCGCCAACAUCUUCCAAAAUGCCAGAUUAUGGGAGGACGCCCUGACUGUGGCGCGCAUGGCAGUGGAAAUCGCACCUCACUUUGUGGUUAACCAUUUUACCCUGGCAAACGUCUAUAUAGCUAUGGAGGAGUUUGAAAAGGCCAUGCAUUGGUAUGAGUCAACUCUAAAACUCCAGCCAGAAUUUGGACCAGCCAAAGACCGUUUGCGCACCAUCCAGUGCUACCUCCUCUCCAAGAGAGACCGGCGAGCUCCCUGAACACACACACAAACAUGCUCCUUAAUCUUAGCUAUCAGUGAGGAUCACUGUGUUUGUCUAUUUGUUGUCUUAAUUUCGUAACUAUAAACCAUAUCAUUACUGUCUAUAAGGUUGGCUUUCCAACUGAACAGUUACCUAUUUUUUUUGGACCUUAAAGAAAAUGUUAUGAUGUUUUAUGGCUUAUGGGUUGCUUAUUUAUUUUCGAUAAAACAUCUUGAUAUCCCUGGAAAAAAGCGGUAUUAUCUGGGGGUCGUGAUUCUGACAUUGAUUGUGCCAGGUUGUAUUUGAAUGCUAAUGUUUCUUUUUUAAACAAUAUCAAUAAUGCAAUUUUACUACCA
Danio aesculapii is the source of this 3932-nucleotide messenger RNA. RefSeq names its product tetratricopeptide repeat domain 17 (gene ttc17). Bases 1 to 3594 code for a protein of 1197 amino acids. Gene Ontology annotation, cellular component: actin cytoskeleton; cytoplasm. The transcript has 25 exons. NCBI's taxonomy places the organism in Eukaryota, Metazoa, Chordata, Actinopteri, Cypriniformes, Danionidae. Gene Ontology annotation, biological process: actin filament polymerization; cilium organization. Gene Ontology annotation, molecular function: protein binding. The record is from RefSeq and is a predicted model, not a curated record.